AUGGCCAAGCUAAGUCACCCAGCUGACUCCUCGCACGCUACACCAGUAGCAGACCGCACUCUCGACGCUACCACUGGCUCGCCUCCUGCAAUGUCUUCACCUCCGCCUCGCUCACUCUCUCUAGAGGCCAGCCUACAAUCACACGGAAAUGAUAACCUGCCGCAUUCCCCACCACGUAGGGGCUCUGAGCGAUCGUCGUUUUCGCCAGCCGACUGCCGUACGCUCAAGAAGAUCUUGCGUGAUGUCGGCAACAACUCUCCUCCACCCACUCCAAGUCCAUUUGGGCCCAUCGAGCAGCUGUUUUCCAACACUGACCGCACCAGUAGCACUGUACAAGGUCGCACCGAUGAGAAUGAGGGCUAUCGUUUCGUGAGCGACGAAGCUGCUGACACCGGCUACGAGGACGAGGACGACAGCAUGGAGCUGAGUGAAGGCAUGGAGGGUCUUACGUCCAGGGACACAGUCAGCUCACUCGGUGACCCUGCCUCACCAUCCGUUUCUAAAUCUGACCGACGGUUGCAAGACAGCAUCUCAAUGCAUGACGAGAAGGACAGACUGAAGUACACUGGUCACCGCUCAUCAACUACAAAGCAUUCAAAAGCCAAGCGGCAAGAACAGGAGCACGACGACCUGGCUGAGACCACAAGAGGAGAUACUAUCGAAGAUGUCAUGAACUUACCCGGCAAGCGUGCUCCGCCAGCAUGUCCGCUGGACCUGGGCUGUCGCGACUUAGACCGCCGACCCAUACCUGAUGACAUCAAGCAGCUGAACCGGAUGCGCCUCUCGAUGGAGAAGGUUCUGGAAGAUGAGCGCGUUGAGCAGGAACGUGCAGAAGGCGAAGAACCCGGCAUCUUCAUUCCAGGUUUCAGUCCACCGCACGACAUGGCCACAGGCGUUGAUGAAUCUGGUCUCGACGAGUUCGAUGCAGAUAAGGAAGACACCACUGUCCAUGGAUCUGGAGCUCAACGCAGAAAGACUCCGGACCGAGCCCAUAUCCAGUUCACUACCAACCAGAACGUUCCUGAAACACCGUUCACUAAGACUUUGAGCUACUUCAAGCAGUACAAAGGCACCGAAAACUCUCCCUCAAAGCGCCGUCGUAACACUGCCCUACCUCAAGAGAUCGCUGACGUCGCUGACGUCGCUAUUGAUGCGGAAGAUAAGACAGCUUACCCAGACCAAAAGGAGUUGCAGUCUGUGGCUCCAGAUACAAGCGCAUUGCCUACGGUGUCUGCUCUAGCCGACUUGGAAGGCAUAGUACCGCCCAAGACCGGCAAAGCCACAGUAAGCACUUCUCACCCUGUCGACGAAGGGGACGAAUCUCGUAACGUGCCAGCGUCUACAAACGCUGUCCCGGAGGAGACUUUCAGCAAAGGCAAGGCUGUCUCAGAGUCAGCACCGAAUGACACUCAGAAGCAGCUCAUCCUCUACCCGCAGCACCCUGCCUUCAUCAACGCCAUUGGUAUGAUUCCAGCUACCAUGUUCUGGGCGACUGCCGCCCCGAUAGUCAAGUACACCAACAUCGCCGUCGACUUGCUCACCGAUAAAUUGAGGGAUACAUACCUCUGAAAAUCAACAAAGACAAGCUGCGGCAAGGAUGCUCCAGCUUGCUAACAACGUAGAGCUUACAGG
Molecule: messenger RNA, 1632 nt
Organism: Macroventuria anomochaeta
Lineage: Eukaryota; Fungi; Ascomycota; Dothideomycetes; Pleosporales; Didymellaceae
Exons: 2
Coding region: 1-1569 (522 amino acids)
Source: RefSeq, a predicted model, not a curated record